UUUGUAGUGUAGGCGUCGUCAGGGGAGCUGCUGGAAGAGAAAAUGCUGCCGGGCUGAACACUCACUCUCUGGCCUCACGGACUGCUUUCCUCGAUGGCUGAAACGGUUUCCCGAAGCGAAGUGAAUCCUAACUAUGAAUUGACUUUAUGCGGCAAUUAAACCUGUCCGUUUUGGAAUGACAGACUGUUAUUCGUUUGAGAUUAAAAUGGAAAAAAACAGAAAACAACUUAAAUCAAAGCGAUAUCAUUUUACCGUGGGGCUGAUGUGUUUGUUUGUUUUGUCCGCUGACGCUUAUGAAUGUCCAUAUACCUGCAGAUGUUAUAACAGAUCCGUGAUCUGUGUGGACUCGGAAGAGAUCAAACUACCUCUCAAAGUGCCCAUAAGGACCCAAAACUUAACUUUAAACAGAAACAAUAUCUCCGUUUUAACCAAGAGAGCGUUUUCAGCCAACGGGACAGGUAUGGAGUUGCUCGCGCUGUCACUGGAGGACAACAACAUACGGGAGAUCGAAAGUUGUGCGUUUUGUGGACUCUCCCGACUUCUUUCCUUAGAAUUGAGUCACAACCGUUUAAUGGUUGUGGAUCCUGAUGCUUUUUCUGGAUUGGGACAGCUGCGUAAUCUUUACCUCAGUAACACCUUAAUGGCUCUGGGCGCGAGCGAAUUAUCAAGCGCACUCUCCAAGGACAGUUUGUGCAAUCUUCAGACACUGGACCUGUCUGGAAACCGUUUGAAAGCAAUUCCUCUUUCUGGGUUUGACAACCUCAAUUUAACCACAUUAAUACUAACAAAUAAUUCCUUCGCGACCUUGGAUACACGCAAUUUAUCAAAAUUAAACGAAUUCAGUGAAAUACGUAUUUACUUAGCAGACAACCCGUUCGAGUGUAAAUGUGACAAACUGAAGGAGUUUACUGAUUGGCUUAACAAUAGCACUCAAUGCAAAGACGCGGAUAAUCUGAAAUGCGCGCACCCCAAAGAGAAGAAGGAUAUAUAUGUGCUGAAAGUGUGCAGACAACAAGACUUGGGUUCUUAUGUGCUUCUCGGCAUUGUGUUAGCCCUCAUCGGAGUUGUGUUCCUCAUGGUGUUGUACUUGAACAGACGAGGCAUUAAGAGGUGGCUCAAUAACAUCAGAGAGGCCUGUCGGGAUCAAAUGGAGGUGUAUCAUUACAGAUAUGAACAGGACUCCGAUCCCAGACUAGCAAACGUUGCCGUUUAAACGGAACCUCGUGACAUCAUCUCCUGGAACUCUUUGCUGACUCUUCGAGUUUUCGAGACUUUUGGAGACAAGUGCCCUCUUAAAAGUUGACCAAAUCAACUAUCAGCAGAUAGAUCAUUUUAAAAUGAACUUUAUUGCUGUCUCAUUUUAAAUGUUGCACCAUCCUAGUCACAUUUGUUGGCCGCAUACCUCAUAAAGGCCGCCUCAUUUCAGAAAAGUAACCAUUACAUUACACAGUAAAAGAGACAUUACAAUAAUGUAAUGGUCAAUUUAGUAAUUGUUACUUUUCUGAAACAAGACAUCCUUAAUGACAUAUGCUUCCAACAAAUGUGACCUCCGCAGGGCGCUUCCAGGUUAAUCGACCUGGAAUUUCAAUAACUCAUCUUGCACUCAUGGGUGUGUCCAAUUUUUUUUUUUUUUUUUUGUAAGUAAAAUGUUCUUGGAAUGAGAAUGUCCCUGCCCCUGCCUGUAACUAUCAAUCAAAGGGGUUGGGUUGUUGCUGGUUAAAAAUGCCAUUGAGAUAAAUGGGAAUGCUAACAGAUAGCUUUCUCAGGUAUUAAAGAUCUCAUUGCAAGCAAUAGAAAGUAGCAAAUCAUGGUUCAAGACUGUGACAUAAACUGAACCCUUUUGGCUAUUUUAACAAGAAAUUUGUUGUCAACAUAGGAAAGAAAACAGGGCUUAUUAAGCGAUUUCAUCGCUUUAAGUGUUAAUAUAUCAGGCUAUGGAAUGAAGGCGGUCUAACUGUAAAUACAUUUAUCAGUAUCAAAAAAUAAUACUAAGACAUAACAAUCCCAAAUAAUACAUGUAACAUACAAUGCAUUGCAUUGACUUGCUGCAUCAAACAGUCCAGUGGGUAAAUCCAGCGGUAGAUUUACCACUGGGUAAAUCUAAUCUAUGAACAGCAUAAAAUACAAUAAUUUCCCUUAUAAUACUAAAUGAAAUACAAAUGCAAAUUAUCAGCUCUUGUGACAUAGUAUAAGAAUGAAAGUAUAUGCACAAACAGUAUAUGCAUUGCCUGGAGGACUGCUUGAAUUUUUUCUUUUUCUUUUUUUUAAACCCACAUAACCUUGUAAACAGUGCCAAGUUCAGACACUCUUGGUUUAGAGUGAGACACAAUGACAUGAGUCCAUUUUUUUGGCAAUGUUUAAUCUAGACCUUUGAUUUUGUUUAUGCGUAUGGAGAUUUGACUGUACAAAAGAUGUGCAAUUCUAACCUUCAUCAAAUCUUUUCAUAUUUUAAAUGACUGUGAUGCAGCCCAGAUAACCAUGUGAUGAAAUUAUAAUAUAGAGCAGUGACAUAAUACCAUUUUUAUAAACAAAUUAUUGCAUCCUCAAUAAAUUUCAAGAUAUCCUCAAUGACUUUUCUUUGUGUGUGUUUUUGUUUGUUUAUUUUUUACUAUUUUGUAUGGGUCUCACAUCUCGUGUUUCUUCAUGCAUAAUUUCAUUUUUAAAACAAACAUUCUGGAUUUUCAUCACUGAGAAUAUCAAACAAAGGCAACUGAAUAAAAAUACAGACUGAGAGAAAAUCCAUUAUUCCAAUUACAAACACAUUUUGAGGCAUCAUUUGAUUACAGUGAAGCGAUUGGCAGUUUCUUACAGUAAGUGGAAUAUUUAAAUGCAAUACAAUGUAUGUGUACACACUUUUUAUGUAAAAUCUCAGUCUCUCUCUUUAAAUAACCUACUAUGAGGCUAUCUCUCCUCAAUACUGAUGAUAGUUGGAGACAAUUUGCUGCUAAUAAAAGAACAGAGGCAUUGGCUGAAGACAAAUCUGUGACAUAAUUAUAGCUGGGAUUAAUCUCAUCAGGGUCAUAACUAUAAGAGGGCUGAUGUUCUAUAAAUCCUGGGUCUCGCCCCUGAGCUGCUUCAUUUGCCCAGGUUUAAUUACUAGGUUCCUUAUGAUUGGGUGUUUGAUUUUAAACACAAGGUCAGUCGUACACCAGCACAACCCCCGAUACAAAUCCUGUGGGUACUGAACAGAAAAUGAAUUUCCUGUGCAAACCUAUUUCCCUCCAGUUAGCCGGAAUCAUUUUUAAUAUAAAGUUUGUGUUAUUAAUGUUCACUGCAUUGCCAUUUAUGCUUCAAUGGUUUCUGUAUCCUUUGGAAUACAGAUUUUUGAGAGGCUGCUGAGAAAAGGGUCUUUAAAGUGACUAAGCAUUAGUUUUCAGAUUUUAAUGUGAAAAUAGAAGUGUUGGGGUAACGCAUUACAAGUAACUUGAGUUACGUAAUCAGAUUACUUUUUCAAGUAACUAGUAAAGUAACACAUUACUUUUUUUUAAUUUACAACAAAAUAUCUAAGUUACUUUUUCAAAUAAGAAACUCAAGUUACUUUGUCACAUUUAUGGACUGACAGCUCUCCUGUCCCCAUGUUGAGAGAAACAAAGUACAGAGGUGUUUUGUGCGCUGUGCGAACAUGUUCAAUGUGAACAUGCAUUUACUCAUCUCACUUGUACGAAAACAUUUAGUAUUUCUCAAAAUGAAUAAAAACAGUAAAAUACAAUCUCAGAAUUUUAUGCAAACCUGUAAUAAUUAACUAUAUUAAAUUACACAAAUGUACUUUAUGUAUUUAAUCUCACUUUAUUAACCAAUGUCUUUGCUGCUGACCUUCAAUGAUCUAAUUCAACCAUACUAAUGAGCAAAAAUUACUUUAGAUUAGAUUUAGAAAUAAGAGUGUUGAACUUUAAUUCAGAACGAAAGGUUUGUUUGAGCUGCACUUUCUACUGUACAGGUAUAAAUAUGCAUUUCCUUCAACCUGAGGCUUAUUCAUUUCACUUUUGGUGUGAAAGAGCCUUUACAUUUGCCAAAAAUAGAACUUUUUUGUUGAUAUUAAAAAAAAAACAAGCAAGCCCAUGGGUGAGAAAAAGUAGAAGUAAUGUAACGCAUUACUUUUCAUAAAAAGUAACUAAGUAACGCAAUUAGUUACUUUUUUGGGAGUAACGCAAUAUUGUAAUGCAUUACUUUUCUAAAAGUAACUUUCCCCAGCACUGGUCGAUAGAUGUGUGAACCAGUGAGGUUUGUGUACAGUUUCUUCUUUUAAUAUAAUGUGCUGUAAUGAACGUUUUUGUGUAUUUGAUAAACUCAAAUGGAAAGGAAUGAUUUUGAAUGAAUACAACUCACUG
Molecule: messenger RNA, 4328 nt
Organism: Ctenopharyngodon idella (grass carp)
Lineage: Eukaryota; Metazoa; Chordata; Actinopteri; Cypriniformes; Xenocyprididae
Gene: tpbgl
Product: Wnt-activated inhibitory factor 2
Exons: 1
Coding region: 176-1213 (345 amino acids)
Biological process (GO): negative regulation of canonical Wnt signaling pathway
Cellular component (GO): plasma membrane
Molecular function (GO): protein binding
Source: RefSeq, a predicted model, not a curated record